AUGAUCGUCACCGACGACGAUGACGAGCUGUUCGAGCUCGCCAUCACCUUCCUCCGCGGCGACAACGAGGACGGACAAGACCGACACGACACGCAGAGCGCUGGUGAUGGCGCCCAUGCCCUGAUGGCCAACUGCCUGCUGCCAGUGAGCUCGGUCAGCAUGGCGGUGCCGGUCACGGACAGCAACAUCGUCUCAUCCUACUAUGCCUUCUCGACGUACAGCAGCUCGAGGAAGUCCGGCAUCAGCGGCGGUGGCAGGAGGAGGCUUGGGCGCGCAGCUGCUGACGGUCGCAAUUCCACUUGGGCGAGGUUUCGCCUCUCGAGCAGGGGAUUCGCAUCCGUGGGGAAUUUUCAGAGAUAG
Molecule: messenger RNA, 360 nt
Organism: Triticum turgidum subsp. durum (durum wheat)
Lineage: Eukaryota; Viridiplantae; Streptophyta; Magnoliopsida; Poales; Poaceae
Source: the annotation of a GenBank genome assembly